GGAGCUGUCAAUCAUUGUCGCAUUGCACACUCCAACAGCACAAUGCGCUUCUCAAUCAUCGGCCUGCUCCUGGGCAUUGUCACCUUCGUUUCGGCGUUGAGCGCUGAAGGGAGCAAGUUGCUGGUGGUCAUCGAUGAGGAUGCCGACAAGACACAGUACUCGCAAUUCUGGUCAGACCUCGCAGAACGAGGAUUCGACAUCAGCUACCGAUCGCCCAAAGACACCUCGCUGUCGCUCUUCCAACACGGCGUCCCCGCCUACUCGCAUCUCCUGCUUCUCCCCAGCAAGCUGAAGGCUCUCGGUCCCGCCCUCACGCCGAACCAAAUCGUCGAGUUCGUCAACCUCGGAUCGAAUGUCCUCCUCGCCCUCUCCUCCGAGCAAGCCGUGCCUGCGUCCAUCAGCAGCCUGCUCCUCGAACUCGACAUCUCCCUCCCCGCCGACCGCACGAGUCUCGUCGUCGAUCACUUUAACUACGAUUCGAAAACCGCCGCUGAGAAGCACGAUGUCCUGCUCCUUCCUUCGCCAUCGCCGAGCAAGCAAGAGGUCAAGAACUUCUUCAGCGUCGAUGGCUUGAUCGCCUUCCCACACGCAGUCGGACAGGUGCUGGGCAAUGCCUCUCCUCUGCUGGCAUCCAUCCUCAAAGCGCCGUCCACAGCAUACAUCUACAACCCCAAGGAGGACACCGAGGGUGUCGAAGACCCAUUCGCGACAGGUUCGCAGAUCAGCCUCGUCACUGCCUUCCAAGCCCGCAACAGUGCCCGCUUCACUGUGCUCGGUAGCGCAGAGUCCCUCCAAGACAAGUGGUUCGACGCUACAGUGCAGCUUCCAGGUAGCAAGAAGGCGGAGAAGAGCAGCAACAAGGCAUUUGCGCAAAAGGUGUCCGCUUGGACAUUCAAAGAGCUGGGUGUGCUGCAGGUCAAGACCAUCAAGCACUACUUGAACGAAGGCUCGCAAAAGGGCAUUGCCAACACCACAGAGGUCGCCGGCAUCGAUCUGAACCCCAGCAUCUACCGCAUCAAGAAUGAUGUGCAUUACGAGAUCGAGGUUGCAGAGUGGGAGAACGACCACUGGGCGCCUUUCCACCCACCAGCUGGUGAUCACCUGCAGUUGGAAUUCAGCAUGCUUUCGCCAUUCCACAGGCUGAACUUGCAAUCAAAGGGACAAACUGCCAACACUACCAUCUACCGGGCUGAGUUCAAGACGCCUGAUCAGCAUGGAAUCUUCAACUUCUUCGUCGAGUACAGGCGACCCUUUUUCACCAACCUGGAGGAGAAGCGCACAGUGACAGUACGACACUUCGCUCACGAUGAGUGGCCGCGAUCCUUCGUCAUCUCCGCAGCGUGGCCAUGGAUCUCUGGCAUUUGGGUCACUGUGGGAGGUUUUGUCGUCUUUGUGCUGGUCUGGUUAUACAGCAAGCCAGCUGACACCAAGGUCAAGACGCGGUAAACAUUUGCCAAGAUACUGAGAGAAAUAUGUAUCAAGAUAGAUAAAAAAGCACGUUUUCAACCUCAGUCGCCUUCGGGCAUUGCGCGACGAAUCGACUCGACCAUGCACGACUGCAGAGUAGUGAGAUUCUGACGGAGUCUUCGAGACGCCCGAGGCGCUGCAAAGACGGGUCGUGCAAAUUCUGGAUCCGUUGAGUCCCCGCCACAUAAAAACGCCUCGAAAGAAACGCUCACACCACCUGCCAAUAGCAACAAUAUUCAAGCCACAUAAAGACACAGCUACCUCAAUCAUUGGCCAGCAUCUUCUGCAUGUGCGUCUAGGCUCUAGCUACAAGCCGCAAGUGCAUGCAUAGAUGCCACGUGCGAUACCUGUCUGAGAAUCUUCUUCGCCGUGGUCUGGACCAGCUCUUGAGCACUCGAGAACGACAAAAAACUGAUUUGCCCUGCGAUCACUAGAAAACCUUCCAAUACCGAGAUCUACGCAUGCA
Messenger RNA from Cercospora beticola, 1933 nucleotides. RefSeq names its product dolichyl-diphosphooligosaccharide-protein glycotransferase (gene WBP1). The record is from RefSeq and is a predicted model, not a curated record. Gene Ontology annotation, cellular component: endoplasmic reticulum membrane; oligosaccharyltransferase complex. NCBI's taxonomy places the organism in Eukaryota, Fungi, Ascomycota, Dothideomycetes, Mycosphaerellales, Mycosphaerellaceae.